Molecule: messenger RNA, 1335 nt
Organism: Trichomonas vaginalis G3
Lineage: Eukaryota; Parabasalia; Trichomonadida; Trichomonadidae
Product: spectrin binding
Exons: 1
Coding region: 1-1335 (444 amino acids)
Molecular function (GO): protein binding
Source: RefSeq, a predicted model, not a curated record
AUGCACGAUCAAAUUGAUAAAUUCAAAAAAUAUACAGUUGAAAAUACUCUACAUCAUGUUUUAAUAAAAAUUCUAAGUGAUUAUUCAGUUCCACUUCUUGAAGCUUGCUGUUAUUAUGGAUCCGUCAACAUUUUCUUUUUCCUCAUUUCAAAUUUAGAUUUUCAAAUUAAUCAAAAAUGUUUUCAAUAUUCAUUUAUUGGUGGAAAUACCGACAUUAUUAACGAAUGCAUGAAAAACUAUAAUAUUGAUAGAAACUGCUUGAAUGACAUAGUUUCAUGUCAUAACAAUCAAUUUCUUGAAUAUAUUUUCGAUGAUGAAAUAUUUCAACCUCAAAAUUUUAAUAUUACUAAUAUAAUCAUGUCACAAAACUUGAAAGCAGUUUAUCUUUUGUUCAAAAAAGAUAAAAAUUCAAUUUAUCCAUUAUGUACAGCUUUUUCACCAACAAUUGAUAUUCUUAAUAAUGAAGAUAUUGACUUGUCCAAGGCUUAUAGUGAUUAUUCACCAAUGAAUUAUUCAGCAAUGUAUAAUACAUAUGAAAUCGCAGAAUUUAUUUUGUCACAUGGUAUGAAAAUCAAAGGAACUAGUUAUUUAUUUACAGCCGCCCAAAAUAAUAGCAUUGAAACCGCAAAAGUUCUUAUUUCUCAUGGCAUUGACAUCAAUGGAAGAGAUAAUAUUGACAGAACUGCACUUCAUAUAGCAGCAGAAAAUAAUAGCAAAGAAACUGCAGAAUUUCUUAUUGCAAAUGGUAUUGAUAUCAAUGCACGUAAUUCUGUAUCCCAAACUGCUCUUCAUAAUGCAACAUGUAGUAACAGUAUCGAAAUUGCAGAAAUUCUAAUUAAGCAUGGAAUUGAUAAAAAUGUAAGAGAUUCCGAUUCUAAAACUGCUCUUUAUUAUGCAGUUAUUAAUAAUUACAAAGAAAUAGCAAGGGUUCUUAUCUCACCUGAAAUAGAAUUUAACUACAAAUAUAAAAAUGAAGAAACUAUUCUUCAUAUUGCUCUAAAUCAUAAUUACAACGAAAUUGCAAAAAUGUUAAUUACAAAUGGUGCUGAUGUCAAUAUAAAAAACAAAAAUAAUGAAAGUUUGCUUCAUAUAGCGACAGAUCAUAAUAAUAAAGAAAUAGUAGAACUUCUUAUUUCACAUGGCUCAAAUAUCAAUGCAAAAGAUUUUUGGGGAAAAACUGCUCUUCAUAAUGCAAUAAUUAAAAAUUAUAAAGAUAUUGCAGAAAUUCUUAUUGCGCAUGGGGCACAAAUCAAUGAAAAAGAUAAAUGGGGAAAAAAACUACUCUUCAUAAAGCAGCGCAUCAUAAUAGUAGAUAAACAGCUGAAGUUCUUAUAG